UAGCGGGGCGGCGGGAUGGAGCCGCAGGAGGCGGCCGGGGCUGCGGGCGGUGGCGGCGGCGCGGGGCUGCUGGAGCUGCCGCGCCGCGGGGCGGGUGAGGCGGGCGCGGUGGCGGCCGAGCUGGAGGCGCGGCGCAGCGGCGAGACGCGGCGCCUGGUGCUGUCGCGGCGGCUGUCGGGCCCGCUGCCCCCGGGGCUGGCGCGCUGGUUCCCGGCGCUGGAGGUGCUGGACGUGAGCGGCACCGGGCUGGCGGCGCUGGGGGCCGAGCUGCUGGAGCUGCCGCGGCUCCGCACCCUGCUGGCCAAGAACAACCGGCUGGGCGGGCCCGGCGCGCUGCCCAAGGGGCUGGGGCAGGCCCCGCUCGCCCGCUCCCUGCGCGUCCUCAACCUCAGCGGCAACCGCUUCGCCGAGCUGCCCGCCGCGCUGCUGGGCCUGCGGGGGCUGCAGAGCCUCAGCCUGGGCGGCAACCGGCUGCACAGCAUCCCGCCCGAGAUCCAGGCCCUCAACAGUUUAGAGUUUUUGUACCUUGGAGGGAAUUUCAUUACUUCUAUCCCACCUGAGUUAGCAAACCUGCCUUCUCUAAGUUACCUAGUGCUGUCUGACAACAAGAUCCAGAGUAUUCCUCCUCAGCUGGCACAGUUGCAUUCCCUACGUUCCCUUAGCCUUCACAACAACCUACUGACAUACCUCCCCCGGGAGAUCCUCAACCUGGUUCACCUGGAAGAGCUGAGUUUGCGAGGGAACCCACUGGUUGUUCGCUUUGUCCGUGAUCUGACUUACAAUCCCCCAAGUCUCCUGGAACUAGCUGGACGCACCAUGAAAACCCGCAACAUUCCCUAUGCUCCCAGUGAUCUCCCAGGGAAUCUUGUCAGAUAUUUGAGCCUGGCCAGCAACUGCCCCAAUCCUAAGUGUGGAGGUGUCUACUUCGACAGCUGUGUCCGACAAAUCAAGUUUGUAGACUUCUGUGGGAAGUACCGCCUGCCGCUGAUGCACUAUCUGUGCUCCCCAGAAUGCUCCUCCCCCUGCAGCUCCGCCUCUCAGAGCUCCACUUCCCAAAGCGAGUCUGACUCAGAGGAUGAAGCCAUUGUUGCUGCACACAGGAUGCAGAAAGUUCUUCUUGGAUAAAGGGGAGUGGUGGACUAGAAGAAAAACAUGUCACUAAAGCAAUAGUGGAAAUGCAGAGCCGGAGGCUCUUUCCUGAGGGGCUCAUUAGAAACAGUCCUGUAAGCAGCAGCACAUCUGAGCAAAUCUAGAAUUGCUUGGUAUGAUGCUGCUUAGAAGAACUAACUCAAUGCCUUGCCUACAUAGGGAUGUUGUGGGGCUAGAGUUAUCACUAAACUACCAUAAAGAUCUGUGUAAAGGGGAUCGGGGAGAGCAGACCUGCCAUGUCUGGGAAACCUGUCUAAAGGGGUUUUUGAUAGCAUGAUACUUCGCUACUGUGAUUGGCUUAGCACCAUAUGAAGCAAAGAAGACUGUUCUUGUUCUGGGAUAUUACACUACGGUAAAUCAGCGAGAAUGUAACUGUGCUAUUCUGGGUGUAUGCUGUAUUUAUCAUGUAUCAUGUUUCAACACUCUGCUCUCUCCCUUGAUUUCCGCUUACAUAUUUACAUACUCCCCCAAAAAAUUAAAUUUCUUUUUGUUGGGGAUGGAUUUUUUGAAGAUCUGAGUACUGUCUUCCUUUGUUCCAGACUUAGGGUCUUCAUCUACUGUAGAUGUUAGUUUAUUAUAGCCCUAGAAUUGAGCCGGUUUGAUAUUUAUCUCCCUUUUUAUACUAGGCUGCUGUUAGUGUCUCCUUCUGACUCAUCCUUAUCUCCUCUUUGCAACUGGUGCAUCGGUGCUCUCAUAUUGAUUGAGAAUACAUGCAAAGCAUCUCACUGAGCCUUGCCACCAGUACAGAUCUACAGCCAUAUGCCCCUGUUUAAAGGACCAAGUGCAUUGCCCUCCACUGUACUUUAAACUCAUCUGGCCCCAGUGGAGCAAAUGUGCACCUAAACUUGUGUAAAUUCCAUAGUGCCUCUCACUCUAUCUUUCUGUUGUGUCCUCUUAUUGAGGAUAGCUUCUUUUCACUUGUUACAAUAUAACUUUGCAUAUUGGAGGCCACGCACUAAGGCUGUCAUUGCCUACAUUAGGCGUUAAGCAAAAUCUCUGUGUGAGAAUCUUAUUCCAUGGUUUCAGCAACUUGUGCCUUGAGAAAGCUUACUACUUUCCUUCAGCUGAAAUACAGAGUAAGGAACAUUGCAGCGCACUAUUCUUCCUUACCCCCCAUUCCAGUAUGAAAAGAGAAGCUGGUAGGUGGAAGUGGAAGGCAAGCUACUUUGAGCAUGUUGUGUGGGAGACAAGUUGGUGUUGAAGGCUGUUGUAUAUUUAUUAAUUUUGCAUUCACUCUUGUUCAUGCAAUCCUUUGCAUUGUUCAGAUAAUGUAUUCACCUACCUUAAACUGUAUUUAAAGGAAAACUGCAGAGAUUAGAUAUAAUUCUGUAGCUAAAUAUUUAAUACACGUAUCUUUUAAAGAGUUAAUGAAAUUGACAGGUACUUCCAUCUCUUUGCCAAGGAGCGCUGAUGGUGAGUUUCUGAGUACAGGUAGUUAAUGUGAACAGUGGGAUCAUGUUUUUAAAAAAAAAAAAUCUACUUGAUGCAAAGCAGUUUAUACAGUUGCCAAUUCUUUUAUGUAUCUCUCUGUUCAGUAAGAGGCUAGACUUUCAGAAGUCAAUAACGAAUAUCUGAAUGAGUUUUGCAGUGGCCAAAUUCAAUUUAUCAUGGACUUCUGUCCUGCUCACUGUCUGCUUUUAAAAUCUUAGAUUGAAUUGUAUGGGGAGGAAUUGGCCUCUUUUUGUUCCUUACUCCUGUUGGCAGUAAUGAAUGGAAAGGUUUUAAUCAACUGAGUAAUGAAAUUUAAUCCCCACAAUGCAUCUUUGUUACCCAGUUCAAAGAACUGUUUUUAAUGCAUUUUAUUCACACCAGGGAGAUUUUUUUUUUCUUUCUGCUUGAAUAGUUUCAAGAUACUUCAAAUAGACUUCUUCAGGGUGCAUUCUAAUACAGGAAUAACUCCAUCUUGGAAACCUCUCUGAUUGUUUUGUUUUUCUAACGAGAGCAUUGGUAAUCUUGUAUUGAACAGUAAAGGAUUAAGGGGCUUUAAUUUAGCCCUCUUGUGGAAUUUUAUCAUGAGCAGUGUGUUGCUUUACAAAGUCUUAAAGGUGCCUUAUGGUUUAUAAAAGUAUAUUUUGCUAGAAAUGUAUGAAUAUAGAAUAUUUCUAACAGUAUUUCAUUAUGAGCUGUAAACUGAUUGUAACACUAAGCAAAAAAUGUUAUUUCUGAAAA
Messenger RNA from Malaclemys terrapin pileata, 3318 nucleotides. RefSeq names its product leucine rich repeat containing 58 (gene LRRC58). The record is from RefSeq and is a predicted model, not a curated record. Lineage: Eukaryota; Metazoa; Chordata; Testudines; Emydidae. Gene Ontology annotation, molecular function: protein binding. The coding region runs from base 16 to 1125 and encodes 369 amino acids. The transcript is spliced from 4 exons.